This is a messenger RNA of Rana temporaria (common frog), 1875 nucleotides long. RefSeq lists its product as uncharacterized. NCBI's taxonomy places the organism in Eukaryota, Metazoa, Chordata, Amphibia, Anura, Ranidae. The record is from RefSeq and is a predicted model, not a curated record. The coding region runs from base 595 to 1590 and encodes 331 amino acids. The transcript has 3 exons.
AUAUCAGCGUUUUAAAAAAAAAAACAGGAAGCACAUCAUCAUUCAUUAGCAUACCUGGGACAUGACACAGGAAGUACUAGGGAUAGAGGAAAGAGGAGAAGACAGCAUGGCGGCCAGAGAUAUCUCCCACGAGGCCAUUAUAGCCCUGGUGCAUGCCCGACCGGAGUUAUGGGACCCAGAAUGCCCUGGAUAUGCCGACAGAGUGUUGAAGAGGUCAAAGUGGGAGGAAGUGUACAAAUUUGUAACACCGAACUGGGACGAAAUGUCUGCAACUGAUCAAGAUAACCAAGGUGAGUGCAAAGUUUCUGGUGUUUAUGUAUAUUCAUGUAUCAGGGUACACAUGCAUCAUAGCUCUUUCAUUACAACCAGACUAAUGAAGAUUUACCCCCCCUAAUGACAAGGCCAUUUUUUUGCAAUACAGCGCUGCGUCAAUGACAAUGCUGCAACUAAACCAAAUUGUUGUUCCUUUUUUUCACACAAAGGUCGGGCAUUAGUACUUUCUGGACAAUUUAAAAAAACAAAAAAAACAGGAGGGGCAGCUAAAUUUUAGCAGACAGAUUGGACACUUUUGUCACUUGCAGUGAAAGGGGUCAAAUGGUUUGUGUAUUCUCUAGUUUCUUGGGUGGGGGUGAGAGCAAAUCUCUCUCAAUGUACGGCUUAUAUGCGUUUAUUUUUUCAAAAUAUAUUAUUAAAUUAUACAAUGAAAUAUAUAUUGCAGGGAAGGAGGUUUAUACAAGGUGGAGAUCCCUACGCGACCGCUACAAGAAAGAAGUAAACGAAGAGAAGUCUGCGGAGCGAAGCGGAGCACCCUCAACUCGCCGUAGGGCCAACCCCCAUGCAGAGGCAUUGUCUUUCUUGAGGCGCACCACCGAGAUGCGUGCAACUGUCUCAAGUGUUCCUGCAAGAGCCAUCGCAAGGCGUGCAAGUUCAUCACCAGAAAAUAAUACUGAGACCAGCCAGGAAACCAUUCCAGUUUCAUCUCAAGAUUAUCAAGAACCUCCAGAACCGCAGGGAAAUCUUGACAAGAGAGCACGAUCUUCUUCCACCACUCGUCGACCACGCCAACAAGAGACACCUUUUGAGGAUUAUUUUAAUCGUAUUAUUGUAGAAAUGAGAAAACAAUCACAAAAUGAUGCCAAAAAAGAUGAGUUCCUCAACAUCUCAGAUCCCGAUGUCAUUUUUUUGAGAAUGUUACUAUGUGUACUCAGGGAGAUUCCGCCAGAGAAACGCACUGAUGUUAGGGGUGAUAUACAUGCCUAUUUAACGUAUAUAGUGUCCGCAUGCAAAGAGCAACGCCCAUAUCCUAAAUUUCAACCAUGGGCUCUGGGUUUUAAUUCACCUAGUGGCUCUUUGAGUCAGCCAAUGCCCAGUCCUGAAUGCCGUGACACCACACCAGUCAUGAACUCAUAUGCAGGGCCGCCACCAACAUAUACACCCUUCCCAUCUUAUCCUGGUUUUCAGAGAAUGCAUGGGCAGCCCCACCCAGUCAGUUCACCCUCAUCUACACAAUCCGUACAACAUAUAGAUGUUGGCAGUGAACCAAGCCCUUCUACCUUGCGUUCCUCUUACCCAGUGUAUCAGAACUUGUAGUUUUUUCUACUUUUAUUACUGUUUUUUUUUUUUUUAGUUUUUGCUCAUGCAAUGUUUUAUUGAUAUCUUUGCACAAAGUAAUGUUUAGCGGAUGUUCACCCUAAAAACAAAUUUCUAACAUUACAGCUAGCAUACUAAGCACAUCCACUGUAUGUAGGUCUUUGUUUUUGACCGUACCAACCGUGAUAUUGGCAUUUUGUCCAAGGCUUACGGCGUUCCUAUCCUUGGAUUUGAUGAUUGACGGCUUGUGCAACAGUUUUCCUGGCGCACAACGCGCGUCACCAG